Molecule: messenger RNA, 678 nt
Organism: Cantharellus anzutake
Lineage: Eukaryota; Fungi; Basidiomycota; Agaricomycetes; Cantharellales; Hydnaceae
Exons: 2
Coding region: 1-678 (225 amino acids)
Source: RefSeq, a predicted model, not a curated record
AUGAAGCCAUCGGAACAUUCGCCGCCCAAGCAUCAUUGGGCAGGUCUUCUGCCGCCAGGUGUUGCUCAACAUCGUCCAUGUCAGAACAUCAAGGGCCCCCAGGUUGCUGGGAUCGUGCGACUAGGUGGAUCUAAGAUGCGAGCUCUGAUAUCAGGUCACAGAAGCCCUUAUUGCCCACCCAGCAAUAUAUCCGGAAAAGUCGGCUUUACUGGAUCGGCACCCGUUGGUCCAAUUGUUGGCAGCAUUUGUGGAAAAUAUAUCAACCUGGUUUUGCUGGAACUUGCCAGCUUAAUUGUUCUUUCGGCAGCUUCUUCCAUUCUGGUCAGAUAUGCAUGUCGACAACUUCACUAUUGGGUGCGUUUGAUCGGAAUCGAGACUCCGAGACCGCCCGCCCCAACACCACAUCCAUCAGUUGGCAGACAAGUUUAUUGCGGAGUUGAAGAAAAACAGCUGGCUUCUGUGAAAGCUGGACAUAUUGAUGAUUCACUGCACAAACUCAAGGGACUUUUCUACGAGCCCCCUGCCAGACGUGCCCAAGCUUUUGUCAUAGACGCUGCGUCGAAGGGUGGCGGAUUCGUGCUUGGCAGUGCCGAUGAGUACAAAGGAAGAAGCAUACUCCAGCCUACCAUUAUCGACCACGCGACACCUGAAGAAAUGGAUGCGUUUCCAGUCGUCUGA